Metschnikowia bicuspidata var. bicuspidata NRRL YB-4993 is the source of this 1910-nucleotide messenger RNA. RefSeq names its product Sec9p (gene SEC9). Gene Ontology annotation, molecular function: SNAP receptor activity; syntaxin binding. Gene Ontology annotation, biological process: exocytosis; vesicle fusion. NCBI's taxonomy places the organism in Eukaryota, Fungi, Ascomycota, Pichiomycetes, Serinales, Metschnikowiaceae. The transcript has a single exon. Gene Ontology annotation, cellular component: plasma membrane; SNARE complex. The record is from RefSeq and is a predicted model, not a curated record. The coding region runs from base 177 to 1619 and encodes 480 amino acids.
GCCAUGGCAGCUUGACGUUCAUGACUUUCAUCUGUGAGACAAUAUAUGCAGUUUACAACGCUGACUUCGCGUGUUCUUCCUUCCCCUCUAUUCCCCUCAGCAUACUACUGAUCCGUGCUCACGUUCGAAUAUUUAGAAAGCAUCCCCCUCUGUUUCUUUAUCAGGGCGCACAAAACAUGGGUAUCAAAAAAAUAUUCAAAAAAAAAGACCCAAGUGAAAGUGAAUUGGUGGAUGAUCUACAAAAGUUGGGAAUAUCAACAAAAACUACCAAUGGACGUCAAGAGAAGUUUGGCGCCUUCAAGCAGUAUGCACACGAAAGACAAAGCCAGCGCACAGGCUUAGCACCAGUUAAUCCUUAUGCUGACAUUGACAGCAGUUCGAAUAAUCCAUAUGCCUCGCAAGCAUCAGGCAAAAACCUAACUGAUGACCUUUACCAGCAAAGAGAAGGACAUGAUAUACCAUCUUUGUAUCCGGGAUCAAAUCUGAGGGAAGUUCAAUCACAAUCUGUAGGGAAUUCCAAGAGAGUCGACCCUUAUUCUUCACCAUUACACCAUCUCUCAACUGAAAAUGUGCGAUACGAGCGAUCCCAAAAUCAUCCUCAGAAAUCUAAUCCAUAUGAAUUCAAUGCGAGGAACUCAUCUUCAAGAACAACCAUCGAAAGCGAAGGUGACAUGCAACUUUCGUCAGCUUCUGAUAAGUACCAGGCCCGCUCGAAAGGUCGAGGUAUUUACGUGGCACCACGUGAUGAUGAACUGACACUCGAUUUGAAUGACAUACCUUCCAUCCGCCCACCAAUCCAAUCGAGACGACCAGUUCGUCGAACUGCUAAUUAUGAUAAUGCCUCUUUAGAUUUAAAUGACUUGCCCGACGAAGAUUUGAAUAUUGAACUGCAUGAGUUUUUGUCUGAUCAAGAGCAGGUCAAUUCUGAAGAUGAAGAAGUUGAGGCCAUCAAGCAAGACAUUCGUUUCACCAAACAAGAGUCUGUGGCACUGACUAGAAAUACAUUAAGAAUGGCUCAGGAAGCUGAGGCAUCAGGAACAAACACUCUUGGGAUGUUGGGGUCUCAGUCAGAAAGGCUUUACAAUGCAGAGCAAAAUGUUUUGUUGGCAGAUACCCAGACAAAGAUUGCGGAUGAAAAGGUCAAAGAGUUGAGUAGAUUGAAUCGAUCGAUUUUCAUACCAGCAACAGGGAAUCCAUUCAACAAAAAAUCCAGAUUGCGCCAGCAGGAACUGAAGUUGAAAUCUGAUAAAAUGCAAGAAAAGUACCUCCGCGACACGAAUCGCCAGGGGAUGUACGCUAGUGAGCAGCGUCUUACGCAAGGUAUUACGAGCAAAACCCCAAACUCCGAACUUUUCAAUAAAUAUCAAGGCGAGAAACAGAUACAACAAGCGCAGAGAUACCAAUUUGAGAAUGACUCCGAGGAUGAUGAAAUGGAGAAAGAACUUGCUUCAAACUUAGAUCAGAUUUCCAAUUAUUCGAAAAAGUUAAGAAGUACAGCGAAGAUCAUGGGUCAAGAAGUUGAUGCACAAAAUGGUCGCUUGAGGAGGAUUGAGGAGGAUGCAGAUAGGUUGGAUAUCAAUGUCCAUCUCAAUAGCUCGCGCUUAAACAAUAUUCGGUAAUAAAUAGCUCCCAUUACUGGCAGCUCUGGGAUAUAUAAUAUCAUCUGUGCAGACCCUUUGAUCGCCUUCGCAGCGUAUCUCGAUUUGGUUGCCCGUGGUAAGAUGACUCGCCAUGAUGGCAGAAGAACUUUAUGUCAGUAAAAUAAGAGAUCUAGUGAACCAUACGCAAGAAUGUUUAUUCCGAGUGUAUAGCUAAAUAUGUCCACUGCGAUGUUGGACUGUCCGAAAUAAAGAUUGUCGAUGUCAAGGUAUUUUUUUAGCAAUUUGCCUUAGCAAAUUAUCAAGCUCCAC